Xiphophorus maculatus (southern platyfish) is the source of this 3714-nucleotide messenger RNA. It is a transcript of the gene srrm3, whose product is annotated as serine/arginine repetitive matrix 3. Gene Ontology annotation, molecular function: mRNA binding. The transcript is spliced from 14 exons. Bases 197 to 2119 code for a protein of 640 amino acids. The record is from RefSeq and is a predicted model, not a curated record. NCBI's taxonomy places the organism in Eukaryota, Metazoa, Chordata, Actinopteri, Cyprinodontiformes, Poeciliidae.
UGUUCCCGGAGCUGCUCGAAGCGCUGUCCACUUCAGCACCACAAGCCGAGCGGAGGGACCGAAGCUGCGGCUCACCAUCAGCACCAGCUCACACCCGAGUCCCAGAUACCCGAAUAUACUGAGAAUACACACCGAUAUCCGGCAGAAACACCGACCGCAACAGGACAAAGGAGCAGGGACAAGAUUUAAGCAGUCAAUGUAUGACGCGACAAGGAUGCCGUCACCCAAGGAUGGUGUAAACGCAGUGGCCCAACCUGUGGUCCCUGGGACUGAACCUGGAACAGUCGCAAGUUCAGGAGGGCCAGCAGCCACGGCGGUGCUGCAGGCCAAAACCGAGGAGGGCCAGGCGGGAACAGAGGAGGACGAGGAGCUUAAACUGGAGCCUGUCCUGGUGAAGAAGCCACACAGAGAGAUUUUGGACCACGAGCGGAAGCGGAGGGUGGAGCUGAAAUGUAUGGAGCUCCAAGAAAUGAUGGAAGAGCAGGGGUACACUGAGGAAGAGAUCCGACAAAAAGUGAGCACAUUCAGACAAAUGCUGAUGGACAAGGAGGGUGUUAUCACCAGAGAGGGCUCUCACACACAACCCGUGGUGAACCACUUCCAUUAUCAGGCCGACGCAUACGAAGAUGACCCAGACGCAGUCGGCUACGAAGACGGAGACUAUGAACAGGACUACCACAGUGAUGACAGAAUGAAAAGGAAAUCAACCAGCUCUCCAUCCCCCCAUCCAAAGAAAAGGAAGAAGAAGAAGUCUGGCCGUCGAAGGAGUCGGUUUGGCAGCUCCUCGCCCACUCGCAGAGAGAAGAAGAAGAAGAGUGGGAAGAAACACAAGCGAGACAGGUCAGCAUCUGACGCCAGGAAAAAGAGAAGAUACAGGUCAGGCAGCCAGAAGAACAAGCACAAAGAUAAGAACAAACAGAAAAAGAGGUCCUCAGGUGAGACCCCCAGCAGGGGCUCACAGCGUCAGGGCAGCUGCUGCAGCUCUCGAAGCGUUUCCCUGUCCUCCACUCGGAGCACCUCCAAAUCCCCCUCCAGACUGAACUCCAAGCACAAGACGGACGAACAGAAGGCGUCGGCCACAUCACCGCCUCUGGCUCCGAACAAUCCCGCCAAGUGGCACAACGGGGACCACACCCGACGGAGCCGCAAUGGCAAGGCGGCCAGAUUCACACACGCCGAGGGCGAGAAAGGGAAUGAUAAGCUGCGUCUGCUGAAUGCAAGCUCUGCAGGCAUCCAGUCUACUUUACUAAAAGAGCAAAAGCUCCACAGCGCCCCCAGCAGGAACCAGGCUGAAGAGACUGGGAGUGUGGAUGGCAAGAUCGCAGCUGUAGGGAGCUCCUUAACUCAGACGUCAGGGAGGAGAAGCGGCCAGAGAGGCCAGAGAAGGAGCUCCCACUCCCCCGAUCACAGCAGCGACUCGGCCCACACCCAGCACAACCACGCUCACAGAGGGAGGACGUCCCGUCAUCAGCGAAAGACAAAAGGUGGCCACUCCUCCAAGCGUCACAACCGCUCUAAUCGAGGUCAGGCGCAUCACAAGAGCCCGUCGGUGUCUCCGGGACGCCACUCACACGUGUCAGGUAGGAAGAACGACGAGUCUCGGAGCAAAGCCAACCUCCGGCAGCGCAGCAGCUCCUGGAGCAGUGGCCGCUCGUCCUCGCGCUCGGCCUCCAGAGACAAGGGCACCGGCAAGGUCAAGUCCCCGCACAGCAGACAGAACGUCUCCAGAGAAAAGGACAGCGCCAACCGCUCCGACACCGACAGCCGAGCUCGGCGCCGCUCACGCAGCUACUCACCUAUCAGGAAGAGAAGAAGGGAUUCCCCCAGCUUCAUGGAAGCUCGGAGGAUCACCAGCGCUCGGAAGCGGCCGAUCCCGUACUACCGGCCCAGUCCGUCAUCGUCGAGCUACGACAGCAGCCCGUCCCGGUCCAGCCGCAGCCGAAGCUACAGCAGUUACAGCAGCUACAGCCGCACCAGAAGCCAGAGCCACAGCAGGAGCCGCAGCUGGAGCCGGAGUCGCAGCAAAAGCCGCAGCCGGAGCUGGAGCCGAAGCAGGAGCCGCUCCCGCAGCCACCACAGCUACUACAGCCGCAGCAGCUACGACAGCCCGGGCUUCUGAACGCCGACAGGUGGAGGAUGUUGCGCGUCUUCCCUCCAGAGUCCAAAUUCCUCCAUCAGGGACAACACCAUCUCCAGAACAGAGCCUGAACAAAGACAUUAUGUAUUUUAUUACGGCACAUUCAUUUGGAUCGAACCGUCUCCGAUCAUGUAUCACACAGACAAAACAAUUUCCAUAUGUCAAAAGAAAAAAAAAAAGCAUCAAUUGACUGAGCCCAAGGAACAAAUCGCACAGUCGGUUAGCACUUUCCGUCUCAUCCUCCACCAGAAGGGAGUUGGUAAACAAACACAUGCUUCAUGAAUAUAGAGACACAUAUAUGUAUUCUAAAAAAAUUAACAAACAGGAGCUACAUAGAAAACAAAGCCUACCAAAAGGAAACCUUCCAGAUGUUUUUUUCCCUGCCAUCAUGUGCUCAUCCCUUCAAACCCGUCUUCUUAUUGAAUAGCAGAGAUCAACAAAAGUUAGAACAAAUGAGAACUUGACAGCUGGAGGGAACAAAAAAAACUUUUUUAUGAUUAUAACUUUUAUUGUAUACAUAUGCCUGUAUAGAUUUAAACUCUGAUAAGUUCUGGCUUUGUAAACUAUGCACUGUAUAUUCCAUUUAGCUUAAGCAGGCGUGUUUCGCAUGUUACUUCGGUAAAAGAUUCUCCUGGAAGAGGAUUUCUAAACUGAGAAGGGUGCCAUUGAGUGUGUGAAGGGAGGGGAGGAUGGGUGCUGUGUAUUACGUACUUUUACUCUCCUCCCGUAACCAUGUUCUUUCUACUAAUCUGUAUGUGUGUGUGUGUGUGUGUGUGUGUGGGCAUGUGCGAGCGUGUGUGUGGAAACCUCGUCUUCAAAGAUCAGCGAGUAGUCUGUAGCCUGAACUCAGGCUGCUCUAAAGGAAAACUGCUCAAUUAUGUCCAGGCACACGUAUGUUUUCACCUCGAGUUUAUCCUAUUUAUAUGUUUAUUUAUUGGGUUAUUUAUUUAUUUAUUUAUUUAUUUGAUGUUUAAUUUAUUUGACAUUUUGUCACCAAUGCAGGUAGAUCAUGCAUUAGAAUAUGAUCAAACAAGAUAGUUUUGGUUUACAUACAAGUGGCUGAUCAAAAAGUAACAAAGUAAAAAAAAAAAUUUAAAAAAAAUGAACGAGGGCUGACUUUGAAAUGGGAGUGCAGACUUGAACUAUUCCACAACAAGCCUGUUUAGACUCCAGGCCCAUCUUUCUUUUUUUUUUUGCUUCAACUGAAUGAGAGAAAAAGCUCAAUUUUCCUAUUUGAGCUCCGGUGGAGCAUUUUGUUUUCACAACAUCUUUUUGUCCCCAACAGAAAACUCCACAUCUUAUUUACACCGCUAGUUAUGUCCGUCAACUGAAGAUGUACCAUGACAAAACAACAACUACAGCAUCGUCUGUAGGACAGCAAGUAAACCGGUGAUACAAUCACUUAAGUCUUCCUUUCCAUUCAUGGAGUCUUUUUCCACUCAUACUUACAACUCUUAGUGUAAGCAGACUUAACCCAACCGGUGUGUCAAGUAUAUCAUUGCCCCUUUUGUUCAGCUCAUUCUUUGUAUUGUACAAACUAAGCUCCAUGGUAAUAAACAAAUGAGGAAUUAAUCAAA